AUGCCGAUGAUCAACAUGUCCAACAAGUACUUUAACGCCAUGGCGAGCAAGCCGGAAAGCGUCGAUAGAAUCACGAUAGAUGUAUCGGUCUUCGAGGAACUCUCGAACGCCACGAACGAGUAUACUGCUUUGAAGAGAGCCCUCGUACGAGCUGGCGUGACCGAAGAACAUCUCGAGACCUUGAUUAGAUCCGAGACUGGUGACAGCAAUCGACCUAGUUCCGACUACGCACUUCCCAGCAUUCGAUCAACAUCUACAUCGCUGUCUUCGUCACCAUGCAAGUCCGCCUGGGCUGUGGAUGCUCCCAUCUUCGUUCCGAGAGAGCCGUGCUCGAGAACUUCAUUCAAGCCUGAUUUUAGCGCAAUCAAGGCCGUUCACUCGAUUCCACCUACACCGCCGUCAGAGUGGUGUGACGAGGAGGAAUCUGAGCCGGAGAGAUAUAAUGGUGACAACCAAGACCGCUCCAUCGUCCUCCGAGGCUUCUCCCCGUUCACGACACUUGCGGACCUCGCCAAAGUCCUCCGUGGUGGCAUGAUUCUGAACAUGUACAUUCGCGAGCGAGAGCGUGCAGCCCACGUUUCGUUCGUGGAGCCACUGGCUGCCGAGAAGUUCGUAAUGCAUUACAAGCGCAACGAUAUCUACCUCAAGGGCAAGCGAAUCGACGUGUCUUGGGACGAUAGGCAGUACUAUCUGCCUGGGUAUAUCCGACGACAAGUAUCGAAUGGUGCAACCCGCAACAUUGUCAUCAGGUUUGCACCACAAGGGAUGACCGCUGAGACUGUUCGACGGGAUCUGGAGCACAUACACCAGCUGGAGGUAGUCGACGUCGUCACUACGGAGAACCAUAUCUUUGUUUCGACCAACAGCAUCAAACAUGCCAUCACCGCCAAACACUGCAUGGCGUCAAGACUCAAGUACAAGGGCACCAAGCUCGAGUUCUUUGAGGACGAAUGCGACCAGAUCCUGCCGACGACUGUCAAGAGAACCUCAAAGCAGGGCUUUGAGCCGUCCAAGAGACCAGCCACGGUCUCCAUGGCCAAUCGGUUCGCCCUGCUGUUCGAAGGGGACAAUGAGAUGGAAGACAAGGAAAAGCCGAUGAAGCGUGUCGGUUCGAUGGAUCUGAUGAGAGAUCCCGCUUAG
Cyphellophora attinorum is the source of this 1140-nucleotide messenger RNA. RefSeq names its product Negative regulator of differentiation 1. NCBI's taxonomy places the organism in Eukaryota, Fungi, Ascomycota, Eurotiomycetes, Chaetothyriales, Cyphellophoraceae. Gene Ontology annotation, molecular function: nucleic acid binding. The record is from RefSeq and is a predicted model, not a curated record. The coding region runs from base 1 to 1140 and encodes 379 amino acids. The transcript has 4 exons.